Messenger RNA from Phasianus colchicus (ring-necked pheasant), 821 nucleotides. It is a transcript of the gene MRPL18, whose product is annotated as mitochondrial ribosomal protein L18. NCBI's taxonomy places the organism in Eukaryota, Metazoa, Chordata, Aves, Galliformes, Phasianidae. The record is from RefSeq and is a predicted model, not a curated record. Gene Ontology annotation, biological process: translation. Gene Ontology annotation, molecular function: structural constituent of ribosome; 5S rRNA binding. Gene Ontology annotation, cellular component: mitochondrion; ribosome.
ACCCUCGGGCGGAAGUGCCCUCCGGCUUCCGGAGGGAGGUGCCGGCCUCACCCAACAUGGCGGCGCCCAGGGGUCUCUGAGCGCCCGGGAGGUGACUGUCGCCUGAGGUCGUGGCGGGCGCCGGCUCUCCAUGGCGCUGGGCAGUCGCGGCUGCACGUUGCUGGCGGCUGGCCGGCUCCGGGCGCGUGGAGCGGGUUUCCGUUAUGCAUCAACUACAGCUGACCUGAAAUCUGAGAGUGAAAUAGACACAAGGGAGAAUGAGGUUGUUUCCCCAGAGUUCACUAACAGGAACCCUCGGAACCUUGAGCAGCUGGCACUUGCUAGGAAGGAACGUGGCUGGGAGACAACAUGGCCAAAGCGUGAAUUCUGGCAUAGGUUACGGCUGGAGCGGACGCAGCAUUAUGUAGAAGCCUUUGUGGAGCGCAGUAAUGGCAAUGUUGUGUUAUCUGCCUCUACUCGAGAGUGGGCUAUAAAGAGGCACCUGUACAGUCCUAAGGGUGUUACAGCCUGCAGAAACCUUGGCCGUGUUAUGGCACAGCGCUGUUUGGAAGCGGGAAUCAACUUUGUGAACUUUAAAGCUGUUAUUCCUUGGGAAUAUCGUUGUGAUUCGAUCCAGGCAUUUGAAAAAGCGAUGACAGAGGGUGGUGUUGUUCUGCGAGAGCCGUGGAGAAUCUACCAAUAAAAUGGAGACCACUGGGACAACUUCCAGGGAACAGCACUCACUUCCUAAGUGUGGGUCCAGCCACAGCGAGGAACUGGAAAUGGAAGGAGUUGGAACAUGGUGGAAAAUGGCAUCUACUAAUAAAAUAUUUAUAAAUAAA